AUGUUCGAUCGAUCCAGUACAAACUUUCUUAUGAAGAUCGCCACCGACGGCGGUGAGCACAACUAUGCCGCCAACUUCGACGCAUCCUCUGACUACAUCGCCGCCUCCGGGAGUCGUGCCAGCUUGGGUUCAGGAUCUAGUGAGGAUAACGGAUACGGUGGGAUGGCGGAGAGUGAGGAUGAGGACGGCCAGGGUGAUGGUGGGAGACGGGUGCUGAAGGUACGUAUUUGA
Molecule: messenger RNA, 231 nt
Organism: Pleurotus ostreatus (oyster mushroom)
Lineage: Eukaryota; Fungi; Basidiomycota; Agaricomycetes; Agaricales; Pleurotaceae
Exons: 2
Coding region: 1-231 (76 amino acids)
Source: RefSeq, a predicted model, not a curated record